Messenger RNA from Suillus subalutaceus, 1149 nucleotides. RefSeq lists its product as uncharacterized. The record is from RefSeq and is a predicted model, not a curated record. Lineage: Eukaryota; Fungi; Basidiomycota; Agaricomycetes; Boletales; Suillaceae. The transcript has 8 exons. Gene Ontology annotation, cellular component: nucleolus; small-subunit processome. Bases 1 to 1149 code for a protein of 382 amino acids. Gene Ontology annotation, molecular function: RNA binding.
AUGGCAGCUGCUUCAGGGGAGCAAUCAGUCGUGAACAAAAACAAGAGGCAUCGCAAGGAGAAACCAUGGGACACCGAUGAUAUCGACCAUUGGAAAGUUGAACCAUUUCGACCUGAUGAUAACAAAGGCGGUGUCUUUACAGAAGAGUCAUCUUUCGCUACGCUUUUCCCGAAAUACAGGGAGAAGUACCUGAGGGAAGUUUGGACCGCCGUGACUAAAAUUCUAGACCUACAAGGUAUUGCGUGCACGUUGGAUUUGGUCCAUGGGUCCAUGUCCGUCCGGACGACGCGCAAAACAUUCGACCCAUACAUCCUACUCAAAGCAAGAGAUACUAUAAAAUUACUCGCAAGAGGGGUCGCAAUCACUCAAGCCCAGAAGGUUUUACAAGACGACGUAGCUUGUGAUAUCAUUAAAAUCGGUAACCUUGUUCGUAACAAGGACCGGUUCAUCAAACGGAGACAACGAAUCAUUGGGCCGGACGGCAGUACACUUAAGGCUAUUGAAUUAUUAACGCAAUGUUACGUUCUCGUGCAAGGAAACACCGUCUGCGUCAUGGGUCCAUACAAGGCACUAAAGGAAGUCCGGCGCAUAGUCGUGGAUUGUAUGAAAAAUAUCCAUCCUAUCUACCGCAUCAAGGAACUGAUGAUAAGGAAGGAACUUGCAAAGGAUCCGAAGUUGGCAACAGAGUCCUGGGACCGGUUCCUACCCAAGUUUAGGAAGCAACGCCUGAAAACCUCUGAUAAGACGACCAAGAAGAACGAGAAGCUCGCAGCUAUGAAAACAACGAAGAAAAUAUACACACCCUUCCCUCCGCCACAGCAACCACGAAAGGCAAUUUACAUUGCCGCUGUUUGUCGAGUAGCGCUGACGUUAUAUGUCCAGGUUGACCUUCAGCUUGAGUCAGGAGAAUAUUUCCUCAAGCCCCAUGAGCGGGAGGCCCGGGAAGUGCGACGAAGAAAACAAAAGCAAGCUGAAAUGAUGUUGAGACGACGAGCGGAGCGGGCAAAAGUAUGCAUCGCUCCCGAAGAAGAGACAGCCCCUACGAUUGAAAAGAAGCGAAAGCGACGUCAUACAGAAGUGGAUGGCGACGAUGGGACGGCGAAGUUGAUAAAAAAGAAAAAGGACGUUGUAGAAGGUAGUGAGCCGUAA